Cheilinus undulatus (humphead wrasse) is the source of this 1890-nucleotide messenger RNA. RefSeq names its product selenoprotein O2 (gene selenoo2). NCBI's taxonomy places the organism in Eukaryota, Metazoa, Chordata, Actinopteri, Labriformes, Labridae. The record is from RefSeq and is a predicted model, not a curated record. The transcript is spliced from 9 exons.
AUGGAUCCCUCUCCGUGCAGAACCACCGCUCUGGACCGUCUGUGCUUCAACAACACCGCCUUGAAGAAGCUGCCGGUGGAUGAUUCAGAAGAGCCCGGGUCCCGAACGGUCCCUGCGGCUUGUUUCUCCAGAAUUCGUGCCCUCCAGCCUCUUUUACGCCCGGUUUUGGUGGCCCUGUCCCCGGCGGCGCUGACUCUGCUCGGCUUGAGUCUCGAGGACGUGUUGAGUGAUCCUCUCGGCCCGGAGUACCUGAGCGGCUCCAGGCUGCUGCCGGGCUCAGAGCCGGCUGCUCACUGCUACAGCGGACACCAGUUUGGAGUGUUUGCGGGACAGCUGGGGGAUGGAGCGGUCAUGUACCUGGGGGAGGUGGAGACAGGGAGGCAUGGGCGAUGGGAGAUUCAGGUGAAAGGGGCAGGAGUCACGCCUUACUCGAGAGAUGGUGAUGGAAGGAAGGUGCUCCGCUCCAGUAUCAGAGAGUUCCUAUGCAGUGAGGCCAUAGCCGCCCUGGGGAUACCCAGCACCCGAGCAGCCUCCUUGGUGACCUCUGACCUUUACGUCACCAGAGACCCACUCAACAAUGGUAGCCGUGUGUCUGAGCGCUGCUCCGUUGUGCUGCGUCUUGCGCCGUCAUUCAUCAGAUUCGGAUCAUUUGAGAUCUUCCAGGGACGAGACGACUUUUCAGGCCUGCAGGGUCCCAGUGCAGGCCGGCAUGACAUCCGCGCUAAGCUGCUGGAUUAUGUCAUUGAGAGUUUUUAUCCUUGCAUCCAAAAGGCUCACAGUAGCCGGAAUGAUAGGAAUAUGGCUUUUUUCAGGGAGGUGAUGGUGCGAACAGCUAAGCUAGUGGCUCAGUGGCAGUGCGUUGGUUUCUGUCAUGGUGUCCUCAACACAGACAACAUGAGCAUUUUGGGUCUCACUCUGGAUUAUGGCCCUUUUGGUUUCUUGGACAGAUACGACCCAGAUUUUGUUUGCAACGCCUCGGAUAAAAGAGGUCGCUACUCAUACAAGGCCCAGCCAUCUGCAUGCCGCUGGAACCUGGCUCGCCUGGCAGAGGCGUUAGGCUCUGAGCUGAAUGCUGCUGAAGCAGGGGCUAUUCUGGAUGAAUUCAUGCCCACAUACCAAGCCUUCUAUCUGGGUACCAUGAGGAAAAAACUGGGCCUCAUGAAAAGAGAAGAGGACGCAGACAGUGAACUCAUAUCAGACCUGCUUUGCCUCAUGCAUAACACUGGUGCAGAUUUUACCAACACCUUCCGCCUGCUGAGCUGCAUCCCCUGGCCUGAAGAGGGUGACAGUGAGCGGGUUGCUGUAGAGCCAGUGGUGAACCUCAUCUUAGAGCAGUGUGCUUCUUACGAGGAGUUAAAGGUGGCUAAUAAGCCAACUGUGGAGGACGGCGAACUGGCAAUGAUUCUAUCCAUGGCCCAAACAAACCCCGUCAUGUUUGGGAUAGUAGCAGACAGUCCAGAAGUGUCUGAGCAGCUUGUGAGGAUUGGACGGUUAAAGGAGCUGCUCAGCACAGAUCAGACAGAGUUGAAGGAAAAGCAGCGAGACGACUGGAUUCGCUGGAUCAGACGGUACAGGAGACGUUUAUUCAGGGAGUGUGAUGGCACUGCUGACUUGUCUCUAAUUAAAGAAGAGAGGCUCAAAGUGAUGAACAGCAACAACCCCCGUGUGGUCCUACGGAACUACAUCGCCCAGAAUGCAAUUCAGGCUGCUGAAAAAGGAGACUUCUCUGAGGUCAAAAGAGUCCUCAAAGUUUUGGAGAAGCCGUAUUCUGAAUCUGAUGCAUUCGACUGGAGUUCUUUUGAUGGACAUGAUGCUCUUCAGCCUGCUGUUUCCUACGAUCAGAAACCUCCUGCAUGGGCAGGAACGAUCUGUGUCACCUGAUCCACAUAG